Molecule: messenger RNA, 909 nt
Organism: Lachancea sp. 'fantastica'
Lineage: Eukaryota; Fungi; Ascomycota; Saccharomycetes; Saccharomycetales; Saccharomycetaceae
Source: the annotation of a GenBank genome assembly
AUGGCAUCUUCAUCUCAAUUCAAACAGCUCGAAAAACUGGGGAACGGUACGUAUGCUACAGUGUACAAAGGUCUGAACAAAACGACAGGCGUGUAUGUGGCACUCAAAGAGGUCAAACUCGACUCUGAGGAAGGUACACCUUCGACUGCAGUGCGUGAAAUCUCGCUGAUGAAAGAGCUGAAGCAUGAAAACAUCGUAAGACUAUACGAUGUGAUUCACACGGAAAACAAACUGACGUUGGUUUUCGAGUUUAUGGACAACGAUCUUAAAAAAUACAUGGACUCACGCAUAGUGGGCAACACGCCGUAUGGCUUCGAAAUGAGUCUUGUAAAAUACUUUGAGUGGCAAUUGCUACAAGGCGUGGCUUUCUGUCACGAAAACCGGAUUAUGCAUCGCGAUUUGAAACCACAGAACCUACUCAUCAACAACAAGGGCCAGCUAAAGCUCGGGGAUUUUGGAUUGGCAAGAGCAUUUGGAAUCCCGGUCAAUACAUUUUCUAGUGAGGUCGUAACGCUAUGGUAUCGUGCACCUGACGUGCUUAUGGGGUCUCGCACUUAUUCCACAUCGAUCGACAUCUGGUCUUGUGGGUGCAUUCUGGCGGAAAUGAUUACCGGCAGACCGCUUUUCCCUGGUACGAACGAUGAGGAGCAAUUGAAGUUGAUUUUCGAAACUAUGGGUACUCCUUCCGAGCGCACUUGGCCAGGAAUUUCCAACCUGCCCAAAUAUAACGCCCAGCAGCCCCAGCAUUUGCCCAAAGAUUUGGGCGCGCUCUUGCAAAGUCAAACGCGUGAAAAAAUGGAUUUGACUUUAAUUGAUCUGCUGUAUGGUCUGUUACAGUUGAAUCCCGACCGUAGACUCAGUGCUAAACAGGCAUUGAAUCACCCCUGGUUCGCGGAGUACUACCAAUAG